UGCCACAUUGGAUGGCUGGCCCAUGCAUGGGCUGCCAAAAUGCCCAUUCACCCACUGCCCUGGUAUCUGUUCAUGUCCGUCCAGGUCCCAGAAGAGAAGCCCCUGAGGGCAGGCACCCGGUCUCAUCUGUGUUUACAUCCUAAGUGCGCAGGCUGGGCUCCGAUAAGUGCUGACUGGCCAAGGUCAGAGGGUGCCAGCUGGCUACGUCGUUGGGGAGCAGAGCCACAUGUCUUUCAAUCUGGUCUCCUAGAGAAGUGCUGAGAGGGGAGCAACAGCCAGAGAAGUCCCGGGGUCUGGUGACAGUGCUUGGUCCCAUCCAUGGGCCUGGGAGCCCCAUCUUGGAUUCUCUCCGACCUCCCAGCCCUUUUAAUCAAAAUCUUUUGGGCCGAAGAAAUUUGUAGCCACCAACUCUGCAGGAGAAAAUGUCGUCAGUGAAGAGUGGGCUGGCCUGGGCAUGCCUCUGGGCCAGCCUGGGCGUCUAUUCCAGAAUGCUGCCUCUGCCGAGGGAGGUCUGCCUGGCAGCACCAUCCCCACAUCCACAGCCUCAGACAAGUGCUCCCUUCCUGGGCCUGAUUUGGAGUAUCAGGUGGUAUCCUGAUUUGGAGUAUCAGGGGGUAUCCUGAUUUGGAGUAUCAGGGGGUAUCCUGAUUUGGAGUAUCAGCGGGUAUCCUGAUUUGGAGUAUCAGGGGGUAUCCUGAUUUGGAGUCAGAGACAUCCCCAAGGCUGUAAGUGGCGGGCGCCUGGCUGCAGAUGGUGACUCCUCCUGCCUCAGGAGUCAGGGAUACAGCAGCGCUGGGGGUGCCUGUGGCCACUGCCAGGCAGUGGGGCCAGAUCAGCUGCAUGCCUCUGUUUUGCUCUUUGGAAACUCCUGCAAGGUGUAGGGUUGUUCAGGUUUGGGGAUGGCAAAAGGAGAGCCAGAAUUUAGGAAUCCAAAUUAAUGGAUUCCUUUCAAAGUAAUUGCCCCGGUGAUGGUGUCACUGGGGAGCUGAUGUGCAAGACACAGAGAUUGGCCCCAGAGCAGAACCAUCCAACCCAUUCGUAUUCACAGGGCUUGACCUGAUGACCUUUGACAAUUCCACAAUACAAGGACAAAGAUUUGCUAUCUUUGGGGACAUGCAAAAGAAAGUGAGGGCUGGGAUAGUGGGUCAUGCAUGUAAUCUCAGUGCUUUGGGAGGAUAAGGUGGGAAGAUCGCUUGAGCCCAGGAGUUGGAGACCAGCCUGGGCAACAUAGUGAGACUGUCUCUGCAAGAAUAAAAAAUAAAUAGCUAGGCAUGGCAACACGCCGCUGUAUUUCUAGCUACUCAGGAGGCUGAGGCAGGAGGAUCACUUGAGCCCAGGAGAUUGAAGCUUCAGUGAGCUAUCAUUGCGCCACGGCACUCCAGCCUGGGUGACAGCGCAAGACCCUGUUUCAAAAACAAAAAACAAAACAAAACAAAGCAAGGCCGGGCACGGUGGCUCACACCUAUAAUCCCAGCACUUUGGGAGGCCAAGGCUGGCGGAUCUCUUGAGUCUGGAGUCCAGGAGUUGGAGACCACCCUGGGCAACAUAGUGGGACCCUGUCUUUACAAAAAAAUAAAAUAAAAUUUAAAAAGUAGCCAGGUGUGGUGGUGCAUGCCUGUACUUCCAGCUACUCUGGAGGCUGAGGUGGGAGGAUCACUUGAGCCCAGGAGGUCAAGGUUACAGUGAGCUGUGAUGGUGCCAUUGCACUCCAGCCUGGGCAACAGAGCAAGAUCCUGUCUCAGAAGAAAAAAAAAAACCCUAAACCCAAAACCCAAAUACCACCAGUUGAAUCCCUGGGGGAAAACUAAGUCCUCCAUUUAGCUUUGAGAUGGGACAACUCAGAGGUCACUUCAAAUAAUGCUCGGCUUGGCCUGCAGGACGCUCUGAGCCUCAGAUGUUUUCAAGUCAGCAAACAUUUACUGAGGAUCUACUAUGUACAAGAUGAACAUCUGCAACAAGCCCUCCAACAAGACGGCCCCUGAGAAGAGUGUGUGGACGGCACCGGCGCAGCCCAGCGGACCCUCCCCUGAGCUGCAGGGCCAGCGAUCCCGCCGGAAUGGGUGGAGCUGGCCCCCUCACCCGCUCCAGAUUGUGGCCUGGCUGCUGUACCUCUUCUUUGCUGUGAUCGGCUUUGGGAUCCUUGUUCCCCUCCUGCCUCACCACUGGGUGCCCGCUGGCUAUGCUUGCAUGGGCGCCAUCUUUGCUGGCCACCUUGUGGUGCACCUGACCGCCGUCUCCAUCGACCCAGCAGAUGCCAACGUGCGGGACAAGAGCUAUGUGGGGCCCCUGCCCAUCUUCAACCGAAGCCAGCACGCACAUGUCAUUGAAGACCUGCACUGCAACUUGUGCGACGUGGAUGUGAGCGCUCGCUCCAAGCACUGCAGCGCCUGCAACAAGUGCGUGUGCGGUUUCGACCACCACUGCAAGUGGCUCAACAACUGUGUGGGCGAGCGGAACUACCGGCUCUUUCUACACAGUGUUGCAUCCGCUUUACUGGGCGUCCUGCUCCUGGUGCUGGUGGCCACAUAUGUCUUUGUGGAGUUCUUUGUCAACCCCAUGCGUCUGCGCACCAACCGACACUUUGAAGUCCUGAAGAAUCACACGGAUGUGUGGUUCGUGUUCCUGCCUGCCGCCCCCGUGGAGACCCAGGCCCCUGCCAUCCUGGCCCUGGCCGCCCUGCUCAUCCUUCUGGGCCUCCUGUCCACAGCCCUCCUGGGGCACCUGCUCUGCUUCCACAUUUAUCUCAUGUGGCACAAGCUCACCACCUAUGAGUACAUCGUGCAGCACCGCCCACCACAGGAGGCCAAGGGGGUUCACAGGGAGCUCGAGUCAUGUCCUCCCAAGAUGCGGCCCAUUCAGGAGAUGGAGUUCUACAUGCGGACCUUCAGACAUAUGCGCCCAGAGCCCCCUGGCCAGGCCGGGCCAGCAGCAGUGAAUGCCAAACACUCUCGCCCUGCCUCCCCGGAUCCGACCCCAGGUAGGAGGGACUGUGCUGGGCCUCCGGUCCAGGUGGAGUGGGAUAGAAAGAAGCCUCUACCCUGGCGCUCGCCUCUGCUUCUUUUGGCGAUGUGGGGCCCUCAGGCUCCCCCGUGUCUCUGCAGAAAAAGAGGAAGAGGCGCGUGUAUAAAGUGCGAACGUCUGAGACCUCGGAUCCGGCGUCGGGGCCUAGGGCCCCCGGCCGCCGCUCCAGCUCGUCGACGGAUUCCGCGGACGACAGCCCUGUGCACGCCGCUGGCCCUGCCGGUGCCUACCACUCGGCGUCAGCAGAGUCCGUGGAAGAGAUUCCAGUGGCGCAGACGCGCCUGGGCAGCGCCGCUCUGGCCGCCCCGCGGGGCCGGGGCCGACAGCCCACGCUGGCGCGGCAGGCUCGUGCGCCCGCCGUUUUCGUGAGCCCGAGCAGCGGCGAGCCCAGGGCGCCGGGCGGCCGGGAGGCUGGUCUGGCUUAGCUGGGCCAAGAGGCCGGAGGGCCGAGUUAGAGCGGCCGGCCCGACUCUCUAUGCAACACCCCAUCCUUGCCGCACCGAGUGCACUUUAGGGGCCCCUACGGCCGGCGGGAUCGGCCUCCCUCCCCCACGACUCAGCAAUACCCGCCCCACCGGCUGUGAUGCUCCAAUAAACUUUUUUAUGCUUUUGCGGA
This is a messenger RNA of Gorilla gorilla gorilla (western lowland gorilla), 3637 nucleotides long. RefSeq names its product zDHHC palmitoyltransferase 1 (gene ZDHHC1). The transcript is spliced from 11 exons. The record is from RefSeq and is a predicted model, not a curated record. Gene Ontology annotation, biological process: protein targeting to membrane; peptidyl-L-cysteine S-palmitoylation. Gene Ontology annotation, cellular component: endoplasmic reticulum; Golgi apparatus. Bases 1933 to 3390 code for a protein of 485 amino acids. Lineage: Eukaryota; Metazoa; Chordata; Mammalia; Primates; Hominidae. Gene Ontology annotation, molecular function: protein-cysteine S-palmitoyltransferase activity.